AGUCCUUCUUCAUCGGAACAAUAAAAAAGCUGCACAGCAUAAGUGAGGCGGGUUGAAGCAACACGGUGCGUGUGCGUGUGCUGCUGCAGCCAUGGCGCUCGGCUGGAUCGCUCUGUUCUUCGGCCUGGGACUGGCAGCAGCUACGUUAACAGGCGAUACAGAAACAGAUGUUGAUGAGGGUCACGACUGGGACAUCUUCAACAUUAAUGAAGUGGCUGGGCUGGACCUGAUGGAGGGAGACAUCCAACAUGAGGAAACAUUCGACAGAAACUCCAUUAUCGGAGACAAGUACCGCUGGCCAACAACCAUUCCCUACUACCUCGAGGACAGUCUGGAUAUGAACGCAAAGGGAGUGAUCCUAAAGGCGUUUGACCAGUACAGACUGAAGACCUGCAUUGACUUCACGCCAUGGAAAGGAGAGCAGAACUACAUCUCCGUGUUCAAAGGGAGCGGAUGUUUUUCCUCUGUGGGCAACCAGCAUGUGGGGAAGCAGCGUCUGUCCAUCGGCAACAACUGUGACCGCCUGGGAACCGUUGAGCACGAGUUCCUGCACGCUCUGGGCUUCUGGCACGAGCAGUCCAGAGCCGACCGGGAUGAUUACGUCAACAUCAUGUGGGAUCGCAUCGAGCCUGGUAAAGAGCACAACUUCAGAACGUAUGACGACACAGUGUCCAGCGCUCUGGGCGUUGCCUAUGACUACGGCUCCGUGAUGCAUUACAGCAAGACGUCCUUCAACAUCGGCUCUGAGCCCACCAUCGUCACCAAGAUCCCCCACUUCAUGGAUGUGAUUGGCCAGAGGAUGGGCUUCAGUGCCAGUGACCUAACCAAGCUCAACAGCCUCUACAAAUGCACCAAGUCGUCCACCUUUGUGGACAGCUGUUCCUUUGAGCUGGAGAACAUUUGUGGGAUGAUUCAGGGUCACGGAAAGACAAAGUGGGAACGGCGCAGUUCUACCAGCGGAGGCCCUCAGACCGACUUCUCCACCAUGGGGCAAUGUGAAGGAAAAGGCUACUUCAUGCACUACAGCACGGCCUCGGCUGAACCCGCUGAUCGUGCGCUCCUGGAGAGUCGUUGGCUGUACCCCAAACCUGGAGCCCAGUGUUUGCAGUUCUUCCUCCACAACACUGCCGCAGCUGAUGACGCCCUCAACAUCUGGGUGAGAGAGUACGACGGGGUCAACCCGAGUGGGAAACUCAACCUCUUCAAGACUAUUUCAGGAGGGGUCAUGGGCUCCUGGGAGCUCCAUGACAUCAAUCUGAAUGUGAGCCGGAAGGCCCGUGUGGUUUUUGAGGGUGUGAGGGGAAAGGGUCCAUCGAAGGGAGGCUUCUCUCUGGAUGACAUAAACCUGUCUUCCACAAAGUGCCCCCAGCACAUCUGGCACAUCCGCAACAUAACCCGCCUGCUGGCCACCACCCCAGCAGGAGAUAAGCUGUACAGCCCUCGCUUUCUCUCACCAGCGGGUUACUCCUUCCAGGUUGGAGUGUACAUCAACGGAAGAAGCGACCGCCCAGGAUACUUGGCCACCUACUUCCACCUGACCUCAGGCCCCAACGACCACAACCUCAAGUGGCCGUGUCCGUGGCAGCAAGCGACCAUGGCCCUGAUGGAUCAGCACUCUGACAUCAGAGAGCAGAUGAACAUGCACCGAAUGGUCACCACCGACCCCGACAAGAUGUCGUCAGACGGCAAUGAGUACUACUGGGACAAUCCCAAGAAGGUGGGCUCCAAAGUAACGGCGUCGGACGGCAGCUAUUUCUACCGUGGCCCGGGCAGUGGGACGAGCACCUUCAUCACCCACAGCAGACUGAAGAGCAGAGAGUUCAUCAAGGGAGACCAGGCCUUCUUCCUCUUCAGUCUGGAAGACAUAUCUGCUCUGCAGGCCUCUCGGCCUCUCGACCGCCCCGCGGUCCAAGCCGGCGCCAGUCCGGCUGCAGACCAGGGGGCUUCGGAGGGGGCCGCUGGAACCCCCGCGGUGACCACAGUUGUGGUGGGGUCCGCGGUGGCGGUGAUACUGGUGGUUUCCAUGGCGAUCUUAGGGAACACCUGGAGGAGGAGGCGGCAGAAGAGCGACGCGGCGGUGAUCAUACAGGACAUGCCUGGAUUCAUGGAAGAGCAGCCGACAAAGGAUUUAACAUCCAUUUUCACAACUUCAUGAAGUUCUAAUCAAAAGGAAGAAAUCGGGACCCCUCUUUGAAUUAAGCAUUAUUGCAUACGAUUUUGUCUCCAGGGUCUCUACCUUAGAAUUGCUGUUCUGUUGUUGUCCUUUAUUUUUCACAUAAUACAUUUCAACAGAUUCAAAAAAAAAUUAAAUCAAAUAAAUGGCAAAACUGUUUAAAAUAAAACAUUUGCUAUGAACAUGUA
Messenger RNA from Pungitius pungitius (ninespine stickleback), 2361 nucleotides. It is a transcript of the gene mep1ba, whose product is annotated as meprin A subunit beta a. Lineage: Eukaryota; Metazoa; Chordata; Actinopteri; Perciformes; Gasterosteidae. The record is from RefSeq and is a predicted model, not a curated record. The transcript is spliced from 15 exons. The coding region runs from base 92 to 2155 and encodes 687 amino acids. Gene Ontology annotation, biological process: proteolysis. Gene Ontology annotation, cellular component: membrane. Gene Ontology annotation, molecular function: zinc ion binding; metalloendopeptidase activity; protein binding.